AGCAGUUUGCCAGGCUCUCCCUUUUUCUUCUUCUUCGGUGCACAGAGAGACGAGCAGCUGCAAAAGAAAGCUACUUUUCUUCUUCGUCGUCUUCUUCAUGUAAUAACUCGGAAAGAUCUACGGUUAUGGAUGCAAGUGCGCGCGGUAGCACUUGGGAAUUUGAGAGCAAAUAACUUUUUUUUUUUUUUUUUUUUUGCCAAUAAGUGGCGAGUCGAUCGAAGAAUUAUGGAUUCGUUCGCGCCAAACGACACGUCGGCAGAGUGCGCGGGGGCGCGCGUUCUCGCGGCGCAGGACGGGAGCGCGGACCCGUCCAACCGGAGCUGCGGCAACAUCUCCGCGGCGCUCGCACCCAGAGGCGUGCGGCCAAAGGAUGACAACCACACGCUGAGGAUCCUGCUCUACUCCUUCAUCUUCUUCCUGAGCGUGUUCGGGAACCUGCUGAUCAUCGUGGUGCUGACGCUCAACAAGCGCAUGCGCACCGUCACCAACACCUUCCUGCUGUCGCUGGCCAUCAGCGACCUAAUGAUGGCCGUCUUCUGCAUGCCAUUCACGCUCAUUCCCAGCAUCCUCAAGGACUUCAUCUUUGGCGCCAUCAUGUGCAAGAUAGUAUCCUACCUCAUGGGUAUAUCGGUCAGCAUCUCCACGUUCAGCCUGGUCGCCAUAGCAAUUGAGCGCUACAGCGCCAUCUGUAACCCCCUGAAGUCCCGUGUUUGGCAGACCCGUUCCCACGCUUACCGGGUAAUUGCCGCGACGUGGCUGAUGGCGGUGGUCGUCAUGAUCCCGUACCCGGUGGUCAGUCAUCUGGACUCCUUUCCGAGCCCCGGCAACACCACCGCCCACCAGUGUCGUCGCAAGUGGCGCGACGCCUUGGCCGAGCAGUCCUGGUACGUUUUGCUGCUGCUUUUGCUGUUUGCCAUUCCUGGGGUGGUGAUGAGUGUGGCCUAUGGCCUCAUCUCCAGGGAGCUUUACAGAGGGAUCCAGUUUGAGAUGGGACACAAAAAAGACUCUACAGACGUGAAGAAUGGCUUGACUUCAACAGCGUCGUGCGGCAGCGACGACGGCGACGGCUGCUACGUCAACGUUCAGCGUCCCUACUCGCUGGAAAUGUCUGCCAGGUCCGCCUCGGCCAAGACGCCCAAAGCAGACCGGCCGCGCAGCAACACAUCGGAGGCCAAGCUCGAGGCCAAGAAGCGAGUCAUCCGCAUGCUGGUGGUGAUCGUGGUCCUCUUCUUUCUGUGCUGGAUGCCGCUGUACUGCGCCAACACGUGGCGGGCUUUCGACAACGCUUCGGCCAACAAAGCCCUCUCGGGCGCGCCCAUUGCUUUCAUUCAUUUGCUGAGCUACACCUCCGCCUGCGUCAACCCCAUCAUCUACUGCUUCAUGAACACCCGUUUCCGGAAGGCUCUGCUCGCUACGUUCGCCUGCUGCACCGCCCCGAGCCGUUGCCGACGCCGACGGCGCGGGCUGAGGGACAACGAGGAGGACGUCACGGCCAUGGGACCCUCCAUGUGCAAGUUCAGUUACACGACAGUCAGCACCAUGGGAACCUGCUGAGGCUGAUGGAGGCAGUUCCUGUCUGGAAGAGACAGUUACUAUGGCAACGCGGUACACAACAUCCGCUGUGCUCAGCCCAAAGUGAAAACAGUCGGCAUAAUGUAGCAACGUACAAGCUUAAACCCAUGACUGUGAGAGAAUAAAAAAGGGAUAAUAAAACUCACAGUGUAUGUACCUCAAUUGAAACACACAAAAAUGGAGGAUAGAUCUCUCAAAGCGAAUUGCUGGUUGAGGUGUUAAAUCAGGGGUGUCCAAACUUUGGCGU
Molecule: messenger RNA, 1819 nt
Organism: Phycodurus eques (leafy seadragon)
Lineage: Eukaryota; Metazoa; Chordata; Actinopteri; Syngnathiformes; Syngnathidae
Gene: cckbrb
Product: cholecystokinin B receptor b
Exons: 5
Coding region: 130-1554 (474 amino acids)
Biological process (GO): neuropeptide signaling pathway
Cellular component (GO): membrane
Molecular function (GO): gastrin receptor activity; neuropeptide receptor activity
Source: RefSeq, a predicted model, not a curated record